AUGGCCCACCGCCAGAACGCCCCUUUCAUCCCUCAGAAUCCUCAGGAAAUCCAAGAGCUGGUCCAAGCCCUCGAGUCACAUAAGUCAAAAGGCAAAGGCAGAGGCGGCUUCUCUGUCAAGAAAGCUACGUUCACGCUGCCGUCUGGCCGCACUGUCGACUCCUGGCGCAUGCUUGAUUGGGACUACAAGAAACCGAAUCUUCCCACGUACGCUCGAGGUCUCUUCACGUAUGUCAACCAGGACGGCAAAUACGAAAUCGCCGUUCGAGGCUACGACAAGUUCUUCAACCAUGGCGAGGUGAGGAAGACCGAAUGGCCGAAUGUCGAGAAGAACACGAGGGGUCCUUACGAGCUGAGCGUGAAAGAGAAUGGCUGCAUCAUAUUCAUCGCCGGCUUGGAUGACGGUACAUUGCUCGUAUGCAGCAAGCAUUCCACCGGACCACGAGAGGAUGCAGAUCAGAGCCAUGCCAUAGCAGGAGAACGGUGGAUCGACAAGCAGCUGAAGGCAAUCGGAAGAACCCGAGAAGACCUGGCUAGGAAGCUGCGGAAGAUGAAUGCGACAGCCGUUGCAGAACUAUGCGAUGACGCGUUCGAGGAGCAUGUGCUAGCCUACAACCCUGAGUCUGCUGGGCUUUACCUACACGGCAUCAACCUGAAUCUACCGGAGUUUGUCACUUAUCCGCACCACAUCCUCGACCGGUUCGCGACAGAGUGGGGUUUCAAAAAGACAAUGUACGUCAUGGAAGAUGACAUCCGCCAGGUCAAGAGCUUCCUGGACAAGGUCGCCGAGACUGGCGCGUAUGCUGGUCGUGAAACAGAGGGCUUCGUCAUCCGAUGCCAGUCUCGCAACACUCCCGACAGCCCAUGGGAAGACUGGUUCUUCAAAUACAAGUUCGAGGAACCGUAUUUGAUGUACCGUCAAUGGCGUGAGUGUACGAAAGCUAUCAUCGCGGGCAGGCCGCCCAAGUAUAAGAAGCACAAGAAGAUUACCGAGGAGUAUCUGCAGUACGCACGCAAACGCCUCGCGCGCGACCCCCAGCUUGGGAAGGCGUACAACCAAAACCACGGUAUUAUCAAGCUCAGAGAUGACUUCCUACAAGAACGUGGUCUCAAAGGCUCCGACAUCAUUCGGCAGGAGAUUGAAAGUGGCGAAGGCGGAUCUACUGAUGUCAAGAAGAAUGUAGUCCUGGUGCCUGUCGCAACAAUAGGCUGCGGCAAGACCACCCUUGCCAUAGCAUUGGCCAAGUUGUUUGACUGGGGUCACUUUCAGAAUGAUAAUGUUCAGGGCAAAGGGAGGCGCCCGCAGAGGUUUGUAGACGCUGUCUGCAAAGAACUGGGCAGCCAUCCAGUGGUCAUAGCUGAUAGAAACAACCACCAACGGCGUGAGAGGGAGCAGCUAAUCAAGGAUGUAUCCCAGCUCAUUCCCGAGGCACGCUUUGUGGCACUGCAUUACGUCCAUGACCGCAGCAAUUACGAUCAGAUCAGGAAAGCCUUGCGAGAACGCGUCCUCAACCGCGGUGACAACCAUCAAACCAUCCAGGCGGUCACCAAGGGCGCAGACGAGGUCAUUUCCAUCAUGGAGGGAUUCUUAGAACGUUUCGAGCCUGUAUAUCCAGACAGUCCGCCAGACGAUGCUUUCGACCUCGUCAUCAACCUAGACCCCACCGCAUCUUCACGGGAGAACCUUGAGAACGUUGUUUCGCAGCUGAACUCCGAAUAUCCCAAGCUCUUUAACAAACUUCCUACUGGUGACGAGCUUGACGCUGCAAUCGAAGCAGCACUAAGCGACUACAAGCCAGACAUCAAGCACGAUUUGAGUUUCAAGAAGAACGAUCAUAAAGGCGGCGUUCAAAAGCGCCCUUCAUCUCAGCCUCAUGCCAACGGAAGAGAUGCAGCUCCGAGGCAACCCAAACUUGAGUACUUCGCCAUCCGCCUUCCCUCUCAACGCAUCAGCGCCAUCCUUGACGCCAUCUUCAGAGACCAGGAUCCCGAAACCGCCAAGUUCUACCGUCAUCUUCAGCACUCUCGCCGCAUCCAGCCUGAGUUCCAUGUCACACUUAUUCACCGCGCUUCCUCCAACGAUCAUGCUGACCUUUGGUCACGGCUCACCGAUCUUCACACUCGUACGAUCGAGUCGGCCAAGAGUAAGGAGAACGGCUCAACCAACGCCUCGUCCCAGCCUUCGGAGCCGGAGCUUGGCAAGUGCAAAGUCCAGCUUGAGCGGUUGGUGUGGGAUGAGCGUGUCAUGUGUUUUGUGGUUAGGCUGCUGCAGGACGAGUAUGAGACGGUCAAUCCGGUCGCGCACAUUACCGUCGGCACUGCCAGCCCUGACAUCAAGCCGAAGGAGAGCAACAGUCUGUUGCAGAAGUGGUUGAGCGAGGGAAGCAACGAGGAGAACCGGAUCAAAGAGAUCAUGGUCCGUGGGCACAUGGUGCUUGACGGGAGUGUCAGGGGUGUCGUGCAGAAGUUCUAG
Messenger RNA from Coniosporium apollinis CBS 100218, 2472 nucleotides. RefSeq lists its product as uncharacterized. Bases 1 to 2472 code for a protein of 823 amino acids. Lineage: Eukaryota; Fungi; Ascomycota; Dothideomycetes. The record is from RefSeq and is a predicted model, not a curated record. Gene Ontology annotation, cellular component: nuclear inner membrane. Gene Ontology annotation, molecular function: ATP binding; RNA ligase (ATP) activity; GTP-dependent polyribonucleotide 5'-hydroxyl-kinase activity. The transcript has a single exon. Gene Ontology annotation, biological process: tRNA splicing, via endonucleolytic cleavage and ligation.